AGUUUCAGGUUAUUUUAUCCAACAGGGAAGGCUUUCUUGAUCUCGGCGACAUUCACUAUAGAAAGUUGAUCGCAAAACCGUCUAUAUCAGUGGAGAUCAGUUGCAAGAUGACUUUCCCUCAUCGCCUAAAGUUUGUAUUGCUUUUGAUGUGUUGUAUGCAACAUGUACUUGCUUCAAACUCACCAAGUGCUUAUGUGAAGAAUACAAGUACCCCUGUCACAACAUCAUCAUAUGUUACCACAGCAUCUACAAUGGCUGUAGUUAACAAUACAGAGUCUAAAGAUGGGACGUCCACCACAGGAACUUCAAUGACGGCGUCAACAAAAGCGUCCGCUACAGCCACAGUAGAACCAACCUCAACAACCCACGAUACAACCAAGUCAUCAAGUACUUCUGUGAAGAUUACAAGUCCCUCUGUCACAAAAUCAUCGUCCGUGUCCACCAUAAGUAAGGCAUCUGCAAAGGCUGUAGUUAACAAUACAGCGUCUAAAGAUGGGACGUCCACCACAGGAACUUCAAUGACGGUGACAAAAAAAGCGUCCCCUACAGCCACAGUAGAACCAACCUCAACAACCCACGAUACAACCAAUUCAUCAAGUACCGAUGUGAAGAUUACAAGUCCCUCUGCCACAACAUCAUCUUCCAUGUCCACCAUUCGUAAUGCGUCUUUCAGCAUAGGCACCGAGUACUCGUCACCAGAUUGCGCAUCUUGCAGCAUUGGAGGAACCAUCACAGUGACCUUGUCAUGUAGCAUCAAGAUUCCACCUAACGACGAUAAGAAAUGUGACAAAGACGAGUUCAAUAAAAUCAGUUGUGGUUACGUUACUAUGGUCGAUAAAAUGUACAGCUGUGCUGACGUGAAAAAGAAUUUCACGUACUAUGGGAAUAAACACUUGAAACCUGUAAAAUGUGGUGACGUUUGCCCAGCUUCCGGCUCAGUGUUGUCCGCUCACCUCGUGCUCAUUUUCUCAUCUGGUAUCGCUGUCAGCCUAUUAUCGCAGCCUCUGUGA
Molecule: messenger RNA, 1010 nt
Organism: Pocillopora verrucosa
Lineage: Eukaryota; Metazoa; Cnidaria; Anthozoa; Scleractinia; Pocilloporidae
Source: RefSeq, a predicted model, not a curated record